Messenger RNA from Aegilops tauschii subsp. strangulata, 2486 nucleotides. RefSeq lists its product as uncharacterized. NCBI's taxonomy places the organism in Eukaryota, Viridiplantae, Streptophyta, Magnoliopsida, Poales, Poaceae. The record is from RefSeq and is a predicted model, not a curated record.
CUGGCGCCCUCCUCCGCCUCGUCGAUGCGCCGGCGAUGGCGGGCCCGGACCCCGCCGCCGUGCGGGCCGAGUGUGACCAGGCCCUCGCCUGCCUCCAGCGGGGCAACCAACCCAAGGCGCUGCGCCUCAUGAAGGAGGCCCUCGCCCGCCACGGCGAGGGGUCGCCGCUUCUCCUCCGCGCCCACGGCACCGUCCACUCCCGCAUCACCGCCGUCCUCACCGACCCCGCCGCGUGUCGCGUCGUCGACCUCGCGCCCGACUCCCUCGAGCUCGCCCACUUCCACACCCUCCUCCUCUACAAGGCCGCCAGCGACAACCACACCUACGAGGAGGUCCUCGCCUAGUGCGAGUGCGGGUUCAGGAUCGACGACCCCUCCGACCCGGAGCCCCACUCACUCAGGCUGCCCGCUCGUGACCCCGACCAGCUCCGGGUCGAGCUCCGCAACCUCGUCCAGAAGGCCAAUCUCGCAUCCAUAUCCACCUGGGUCAAGAACCUCGCGUCCGGAUCCGGCCGCCGGACGUCCGACCACUCCGGAUCCAGCCUCCUCCUCGCCGCACGGGCCUCCUCCUCGCCGGAGUGAUGCCCCUCGCCGGGGCAGCGCCGUCCAAGCCCAUCGGCCACCAGGUUCAUGGCCGAUGCUAUGAGGUAAUGGAUAAUGCUGGAUCGUCGGCAGAUUCCCCGGCUCCAGUAAGGCGAUUUGGGCCUCCGGGCAUGGAGGGUCGCGGGUUGCUCAAGGCGGCUCUACUGGCGUGCUUGCUCGUCGUUUGCUUUGGGAGAGGUGAAUGAUUAGCUUCUUAGCUUAGCCCUCCUCUCGUCUCUUGGCUGCAAUUUGCUAUUUUGGGGUUGGUCCUACUCGUAGUUGGAGCAGUCCGCCGUGCCAAAUUUGUUUGAUUUGCCUCCAAAUGGGUGUAUAAAUGUAAAAAUCGGCAACGCCAGAUCAAGUUGAUUUCAAUGCACUUUAUUUUUCAUAAUUAAGCUCACACUGACCAUAUCAGCAGUAGUUACCAGCACAUUCCGAUUUAAAAUGCUGACUCGAAAUGUGUGUGGUCAGUAUAGUCUUGUAGCAUGGUCAGAUUCAGACUCAGCUGUUUUCUUUUCUUUUUUGUUCCUACAAGAAGUUAUAUGACUCUAGAAAUGUUAUAUGACUCUGUUCUCCAUGUAUCCAGCAUUAUCCAUGUUGCUCUUGACAUAGAUGCUUUAUGAACAAGUAGAAAACACCUGACAAGACAUCUGUGAAUGAAUGCUAUGAGGUUUAGGAGAGACUUUGUGGAUGUUUUUGCCUGUUACCACGUGUUGGCCACUACAACAAGUAGACAUUUUAGAUGGCCCUUUUUUGUCUGUACGUUGUGUAUGUCAUGUGUUAUAACUAGGAUGGUUUUUGGUUUUGGCCUUGAUAAUACUAAACUCUAUCCUUUAGUUCAAUCAGUUUCAAGGCUACCCUUUUGCUCUCCACAAUUCAGCCCUCUAUUUUCCUGUUUGAAAAAGAUGUGCUUAUGUCAUUGUGUUUGUUGAACUGUACAGGAUAACAACAGUGGAGUGACUUGCAGAUGACUCAUGUGCAUUUUUGUUCAGUAAGAUCGACCUGACGCCUCAUAUUUUAAUUUGGACAGCGGGACUUGGUUUCAUGUAUUUAGUGGUUCUACAAAUGGUUCUGCUAUGGUUGACAUCACAAUUCUUCUAAUGAGUAGGUAAUUUUGACACCCUCUACUAUUUUAUUGGUGUUCAGUUCUGUAAUACCCAGUGGUGUUGGCUGGCAAGUAUUAUUAGUUUAUAUGAGCCUGUUCAUUUAUACUGAUGUAACUAAUCUGAAAGGAUUGGAGUAGUUUGGAAAAAUCAACUUAAAUGGUGACUCCACAUAUUUUCACAAGGAGGUUAUUACACACAAUAAAAAGUUCCUCUUAGAGCAUUGCCUUCAGUUUCCCCCCUUCUACCAUAUAGUAGUACUGAUUAUAUGUGUCAUCUCAAUAUUAAUUUAGUUGCGACUUCUGUGUAUGCCUUGAGAGUUUUGUAUUUUCUUCUCAAUUGGUCUCGUUUAAUUACAGCAGUAUGCCAAAUAAUCCAAAAAUAAUUAAUUAAAUCAUUGGACCGGCCGGAUGUAGAGAGCAUGAUUUAUACCAUCAAAUGAACAUAUAUUUUUAUAUGAAAUGAAGGCACAAUCUUAAAUCUGUGGGUGCAUGCAGUGCUUCCUGCCUUUGUGCUCGCAGUUUAAAUGCAGUGUAUUUUACUCACUAAUACAUCUUGAACAAUCUAAAAAGUAUAUUUUACUCACUAAUACAUCCUACAACAUUGCAUUUCACCAAGUGAAAUGCUACAUUUCUACUCCUAACCCAUUCUCUCUUUCUUAGUAUUUUUGUUAUGCAGGUUGGAAGAAAAGAAGAAGAUCCAGAGAAGAUCUUAGUAAUAAGAUAGUUUUGACUUUGUGAAACUUGCUACCUAUCGAUGAAACUGUGUAAUAUUGAUGAAACUAUGUAUAUGUAUGGACGAA